AUGUCACCCGACCCCGUCAAGAACAACCCCGCGCCCCGCAAGCGCCUCCCCGCAACCACCCCACAAUGGCACGUCCACCCGACCACCGAUCACGCGGGCCGCCGCGCCCACACCGUCUGGCUCAGAAAUCCCACCACCACCACCACCUCCUCCUCCUCCUCAUCGUCAAUGCCGCCGCCGCCGCCGCCGCCGCCGCCGCCGCAGCCCGCCACUUCGCUCCAAAUCUACUCCGCCACGCCCAUUCCGAAUGACGACCCCGCCGCAGCGUGGGAAGCCGUCGUGUCCAUCGCGCGCCUCGUCAUCGGCGGCGGCAGCGCUGAUCUGUUGUCUCAGCUGCGCAACGAGGCAGGCGCCCCGCCGCGCUUCGACGUGUACGACGCGCCGCCGCCGCAGGGCAGUAAGGCGGACGACGUGGAUAUGCUGGCGUGCGUAAGGCAUCAGAAGCGCGAGAUUGCUGCGCGGCGCGGGACGCCGAGUAGCAUUCCGCGGUUUGGGGCGGCGGCGGGGGAGAGGGCGAGGGGGUUGUUGGUUGUGGUGGUUGUGGCGGGGAAGAAGGAAGGGGGGAGGAGGACGGGGGAGGAGCUGGAGGGGCCGUUGCUGGUGUGGUUUCAGCGGGGUGGGAGGGAGAGAAGUGUGCGCGUGCCGUGGGAUUUGGAGGUUGAGAUGGGAGGGGAGUUGGCGUUGGAGAGGACGGAGGUGCUUGCGGUGCGGGUGCGGUCGUGGGGGGCGUUGGGGUCCGAGAUGGGGAAGGUGUGGGUUCAGAGCGGUGAAGAGAGAGAUGGGAAAGAUUGGGCGUGGGUGGAGAAGAUAAAAGGUGAGGCGGGAGGGGUGAGUAAGGCGGAAGCGGACAAUCAGGAAAGCGCGAUCGCUGCAGCACCACCUCAAAUCCAGUCAUAUUUCAAGGACGACUCUGCCGGCAAUUCUCCUAGCAACUCUCCUGGCGACUCUGCUAGUGAGUCUACUGGCGACUCUGCUGGCGAUUUUGCUAGAAACCAUGCACUUGUAGUACACAACAUGACCACUACAGCAUCCCUUUCCAACGCUGAGCUACACUACUUGGUAUACGACCUUACAGGAUCCACCGCCGACGACAACGCCCUCAUCACCUUAGCUCGGUCCUUCAUUUCUGACCUCCUCAUUCACCUCUCUCCUGAUACUACCGUUGUACUGGAAUUUCACCGCGCGCCAACCCUCGCCACCAGCAUCCAACACUUCCGGGGAGAGCAAGCUGCACGCCCGGACCUCAGCGUCGGCUACCUCCCACACGCCGCCCGAAAACCACGUCAUCACCACCGUAUCUUUCCAUGCAGCCCCCAUAUCGAGGCGGGUAUCGAUAGGCAUCGUGCUUCGAGCAUAGGCGCUGGGAAGCAGUCGCCGGGCUUCAACACGUUUCUUGUCGCCGUGGAGACGAGCAGCUGGGAGAAAGAGGAUUCGGUGUUGCUUGUAAGAGCGGAUUCAGAUCUCAAGGCAUCGAGGCAGCUUACUGGCCAGGCGCCAGAUGAUGAAAACGCCGUCGUGGGGAACGCGGUCGAGCUGUUGGUGGGAAGGCCGCCGGGUAUGAACGCCGUUGCCGAGCGGUUGGCUGGUAUUUCGUAG
Messenger RNA from Lasiodiplodia theobromae, 1596 nucleotides. RefSeq lists its product as uncharacterized. The coding region runs from base 1 to 1596 and encodes 531 amino acids. The record is from RefSeq and is a predicted model, not a curated record. Lineage: Eukaryota; Fungi; Ascomycota; Dothideomycetes; Botryosphaeriales; Botryosphaeriaceae. The transcript has a single exon.